Molecule: messenger RNA, 1871 nt
Organism: Phragmites australis (common reed)
Lineage: Eukaryota; Viridiplantae; Streptophyta; Magnoliopsida; Poales; Poaceae
Product: fe-S cluster assembly factor HCF101, chloroplastic
Exons: 15
Coding region: 110-1717 (535 amino acids)
Biological process (GO): iron-sulfur cluster assembly
Cellular component (GO): chloroplast stroma
Molecular function (GO): ATP-dependent FeS chaperone activity; 4 iron, 4 sulfur cluster binding; ATP binding
Source: RefSeq, a predicted model, not a curated record
CCAGGAGGCAACCAAAUCCACACAACCAGCGGCCCCAGAACGGCCACUCCCUCCCUCCCCUCAUCCUCACCGCGCGCGCGUCUCGUCCUCGCCACCGGGCAGCGCGGCAAUGCAGACCCUCCAUGCCGCGCCGGCCUCCUUCCUCGCGCCUCCCGCUCCCCACCUCCUUCCCCCAACCCCACCAGCCCCAAGAGCCACUCUGUUAGCAAAGGCUCCUGCUCCUGCCACCGUCGCCAGCCGGACGCGCGCCUGGUUCCACUCGACGCCGCGCGCGAGCCGGCGCCGGCAGUGCGCGAGGGCUGCUUCGUCCGGUGCUGGUGCGACAGUGGCCUCGGUGGAUGAUUCCAAGAAGGAUGUGCUCAUAGCACUCUCCCAAAUUAUCGAUCCUGAUUUCGGCACGGACAUCGUCUCAUGUGGAUUUGUCAAGGAUUUGGAGAUCAGUGAGACCUUGGAAGAGGUCUCAUUCCGUCUGGAGCUGACGACUCCCGCGUGUCCAAUCAAAGAUGAGUUCGAAAAAAAGGCAAACGAGGUUGUUGCAGCACUUCCAUGGGUCAAGAAGGUGAACGUUACAAUGUCUGCGCAACCUGCACAGCCAGUAUACGCAGGGGAGCUUCCAGAAGGACUACAGAAGAUUUCAAACAUCAUAGCGGUUUCAAGCUGCAAGGGAGGAGUCGGUAAAUCUACAGUUGCUGUAAAUCUCGCAUAUACACUAGCUGGAAUGGGGGCUAGGGUUGGAAUUUUUGAUGCUGAUGUCUUCGGUCCAAGCUUACCAACUAUGGUUUCUCCUGAGAACCGGUUGCUAGUGAUGAACCCAGAAAGCAGAACUAUUCUUCCAACUGAGUAUUUGGGCGUCAAAAUGGUGUCUUUUGGCUUUGCUGGACAAGGAAGAGCAAUCAUGCGAGGUCCAAUGGUUUCAGGAGUCAUUAAUCAGUUGCUGACCACUACUGAAUGGGGCGAACUUGACUACCUUGUCAUCGACAUGCCUCCUGGAACAGGCGAUAUACAUUUAACUCUGUGUCAGGUAGCUCCAUUGACUGCAGCCGUGAUUGUUACCACCCCUCAGAAAUUGGCUUUCAUUGAUGUUGCAAAGGGAGUAAGGAUGUUUUCUAAGCUGAAGGUUCCAUGUGUUGCAGUUGUUGAGAACAUGUGCUACUUUGAUGCUGAUGGAAAGCGUUAUUACCCAUUUGGACAAGGUUCUGGAUCUCAGGUCGUGCAACAGUUCGGAAUACCUCACCUCUUUGAUUUACCAAUACGGCCAACUCUUUCAGCUUCUGGAGAUACUGGAAUUCCUGAAGUAGUGGCUGAUCCCCAAGGAGAUGUUGCCAAGACAUUUCAGAAUCUUGGAGUCUGUGUUGUUCAACAAUGCGCUAAAAUUAGGCAACAAGUUUCAACAGCAGUGUCCUACGAUAGAUCAAUUAGAGCAAUAAGAGUGAAAGUUCCAGAUUCAGAUGAAGAGUUCUUGUUGCAUCCAGCAACAGUAAGACGGAAUGAUCGAUCUGCUCAAAGUGUGGAUGAAUGGACAGGAGAGCAGAAAGUACAGUAUGGCGAUAUACCAGAAGACAUUGAGCCUGAAGAGAUUAGGCCGAUGGGCAACUACGCAGUUUCUAUAACUUGGCCUGAUGGAUUCAGUCAGAUAGCACCUUAUGAUCAAUUGGAAAUGCUCGAGCGGUUAGUGGAUCUUCCUCGUGCAGCAACACCUGCAGUGGCGUCUUCAUGAUACAGUAGAGAUAAUAUUCAGUUAUCAAGGAACAAGGAAAUAAACUUUUGAUAUAAUUAGCAAGGUGGCGUACGCUAAUAGCGUGGCUAGCCUCGAUGCAAUAUUUUGUUACGAUAAUCUUUUAUUAAAAAUUAGUGUCUUUAAUUUUUUAUAA